GACCUAGCACUUGGGGAAAUAUUGGCUACUGCGGUGGCAUGAGACAAUCUCCCAUCAACAUUGAGCUCAAUAAAGUAGUUCAUGAUUCUAGUCUUGGACCUAUAUAUUUCAACGGCUAUGAAGAUCGUAAAAUUGUCAAGCAAAUGAAGAAUACAGGAUAUCAUCUUCAGAUAACUUUUAAUUCCAAAGCAACCAUCUCUGGUCCCGGCUUACCAGCAGUGUAUUGGCUGCACAGCGCCCACUGGCAUUGGGGCACCCAAAAUACCAAUGGCGCAGAGCACACAAUCAAUGGCCAACGCUAUGCCAUGGAGAUGCACGUGGUUCACACUAAAAACAAUAUGAGUUUAGAAGAUGCGAAGAAGGAUCCUCAAGGUUUGGUUGUCCUGGCAUUCUUCAUGCAGAUAUCCCAAGGGGUUUACUAUAUCACUCCAUGGACCACUCUAGCCAAUCUUCUCAACAAAAUCCCAGAAAAAGAUGAUUCUUGGGAUCUGAAUGGGGAAUUCUCUCUGGGUGGUUUAUUGAAGACAGCAGAUGUAAGCAGUUAUUACUGCUACAGCGGUUCUCUCACUUCUCCAGACUGUGAAGAGUCUGUGAUCUGGAUUGUCUUUCGAGAACCCAUUGGGAUUUUUUACCAAGAGGUUGAAAAAAUGACAAAUUCACUAUAUUUUACUACCAUUGAGGAGGACAGGCAAAUGCAAAACAAUUUCCGCCUUGUGCAGCCCUUGAAUGGUCGAAAUGUCUAUUACUACCAGGAACAUAAAGAACUGAGUUAUUGCCUGAAAAGGUGGUUUAACAUAAUAUUUUGAAGAGAACUUCAGAUCUUCCUGAAGAAGACCUGGUCUUUACAUCUUGAAUGUUGUGAGUCUAAUUUUGCACAACAUUAAAUGAAUGCAGUAAUAUCCA
Messenger RNA from Protobothrops mucrosquamatus (brown spotted pit viper), 903 nucleotides. RefSeq names its product carbonic anhydrase 4-like. The annotation marks the transcript as partial. Gene Ontology annotation, molecular function: zinc ion binding; carbonate dehydratase activity. The transcript is spliced from 6 exons. Gene Ontology annotation, cellular component: plasma membrane. The record is from RefSeq and is a predicted model, not a curated record. NCBI's taxonomy places the organism in Eukaryota, Metazoa, Chordata, Lepidosauria, Squamata, Viperidae.